Molecule: messenger RNA, 284 nt
Organism: Staurois parvus
Lineage: Eukaryota; Metazoa; Chordata; Amphibia; Anura; Ranidae
Source: the annotation of a GenBank genome assembly
GAGAGUGCAUGUGAUCAGCACUGUCCAGGCAGAGGGUCAGGGGUCCUGCAGCCUCAUGGGCAGGGGCGGACUAACCAGGGACGGACUGACAACUCAUGGGGCCCCCGGGCAAUAGGGGAUCAUUGGGCCCCUGUGUCCUUGCCCAAACUCAAAAAAGCCUAUGAAAAAGGUACCAGGGGCAUCUCAUGGGGCCCCCUACUGACCCAGGGCCCUCGGGCAGUGCCCGAGUUUCCAAAUGGUCAGUCCGCCCCUGGCCCCUGACUACCUGAAGCUAUACGCCAUUU